This is a messenger RNA of Sorex araneus (European shrew), 960 nucleotides long. Its product is annotated as olfactory receptor 7A17-like. Gene Ontology annotation, cellular component: membrane. The coding region runs from base 1 to 960 and encodes 319 amino acids. Gene Ontology annotation, biological process: G protein-coupled receptor signaling pathway. Gene Ontology annotation, molecular function: olfactory receptor activity; G protein-coupled receptor activity. NCBI's taxonomy places the organism in Eukaryota, Metazoa, Chordata, Mammalia, Eulipotyphla, Soricidae. The transcript has a single exon. The record is from RefSeq and is a predicted model, not a curated record.
AUGGAAACAGGAAACCAGACAGGAAUUUCAGAUUUUUUGCUUCUGGGAAUUUCACAGGAACCGGAACUGCAGCCCCUCAUCUUUGGAAUUUUCCUGUCCAUGUACCUGAUCACGGUGCUGGGGAACCUGCUCAUCAUCCUGGCCGUCAGCUCAGACCCCCACCUCCGCACGCCCAUGUACUUCUUCCUGUCCAACCUGUCCUUCGUGGACAUCUGCUUCACCUCCACCACCGUCCCCAAGAUGCUGCAGAACAUCCAGACACACAGCAAGGCCAUCAGCUACGAGGGCUGCAUCACCCAGAUGUACUUUUUCCUGCUCUUUGCAGUGUUGGACAUCUUUCUCCUGACGGUGAUGGCCUAUGACCGCUAUGUGGCCAUCUGCCACCCUCUACACUACACGGUCAUCAUGAACCCUCGGCUCUGUGGGCUGUUGCUUCUGGGGUCCUGGGCCAUGAGCACCCUUAACUCCUUGUUAGAAAAUCUCUUGAUCUUGCGCUUGUCUUUCUGUGAAGACUUGGAAAUUUCUCACUUUUUCUGUGAUUUCAACAAGGUGCUGCAACUUGCCUGUUCUGACACCUUUCUGAAUGACGUGGUUAAAUAUUCGGUGGUGGUGGUGAUGGGCGGGGGUCCUUUCAUUGGCAUCCUUUACUCCUACUCAAAGAUCGUCUCCUCCAUCAGGGCAAUCUCCUCGGCUCAGGGCAAGUAUAAGGCCUUUUCCACCUGCGCGUCUCACCUCUCCGUGGUCUCCUUAUUCUUUUGCACAAGUAUAGGCGUGUACCUGAGCUCUGCUAUGACCCAGAGCUCGCAGUCCAACGCCAUUGCCUCGGUGAUGUACACAGUGGUCACCCCCAUGCUCAACCCCUUCAUCUACAGCCUCAGGAACAAAGACAUCAAGAGGGCUUUGAAAAAUGUCAUCGGGAUGGCUGUUCUAAAAGGACCUGUUUUCUUGACACUGAAGUAG